This is a messenger RNA of Cheilinus undulatus (humphead wrasse), 2270 nucleotides long. Its product is annotated as ras-related protein Rap-2a-like. The record is from RefSeq and is a predicted model, not a curated record. The transcript has 3 exons. Gene Ontology annotation, cellular component: plasma membrane. Bases 902 to 1465 code for a protein of 187 amino acids. Gene Ontology annotation, biological process: Rap protein signal transduction; negative regulation of cell migration. Lineage: Eukaryota; Metazoa; Chordata; Actinopteri; Labriformes; Labridae. Gene Ontology annotation, molecular function: GDP binding; GTP binding; GTPase activity.
CGCCAGACUUUGUGAAUAAAGUUGAAUUUAAAUAAAAAAACAGUUGCACUGGCAAAUUAUGGCACUUCAACAACUCCAAGUAAGUCUGACUAAUUAAGGUUGUAAUUUUUAAACCGUCACAGCUUUAUCGCAGUUAAUAAACACAAUAAUUCAGUUUUAUUGGAUGUGAAGGGAUUUGCCUGCUUGGAACAUCGGUGUUUAUUUAUUUAUUUAAUAUUUAUUUAUUGACAGUGACAUUGAUGCUGUGACACUAACCACGCACAGGUGCUGAUGUUAAAUGUUUAUAGCGAAGUGCUAAUUUGCUACACCUGUCCGCCGGACUCUAAUUAUAACAUUAAAAUCUGUUAAACAUAUCUCUAUGGUCUCCUUUGUUUUUUAAAAUCCAGUUAAAUUACAAAACUGUUCGGUGUUUGGUCAGCCGUUCCCCUUUUGUCUGUGGCACUAAUCACCCUCCAUAUCUUCCAGGAAACAGCAACAUCCAGUGUAUGCAUCAUGCACCGACUCCAGAGGCGUGGAUUCCCAGCAGCACUGUAGCCUUCUUCUUCAGGAUAAAUAGACUCUUUGCCUUUAACUCGACUGUACCCCACUGUGCAGAGAAAUGUAGUGUUAGCCUUCUGUUUUGUGGGCGCAUAAAAAGAUGUGCCGUCUCGUUGUUUCUAAUAAUAGCCAAUCUUAUUUUUACCACACCGACGCCUUAUUGCAUUAUGGAUGCCUCUGGAAUGGUGUCCCUGCAAGAUAGCGUGGGAAUCUUUCAGUAGAGGCUGUGGCUUUGUAUCUCAGGGCUAAAUGCUCCAGCUUCGCCUUUCUAGCUGCAGGAGCCUCUCAUUUAUUGUUAGCUGUGUCUGUGUCAUGGCUGUAGCGUAGCUUUCCUUUCUCCUCUGCAUGCAUCCACAGGAGCGCUAUGCGGGAGUAUAAGGUGGUGGUGCUCGGCAGCGGCGGGGUGGGGAAGUCCGCCCUCACGGUCCAGUUUGUCACCGGGACAUUCAUAGAGAAGUACGACCCGACCAUUGAAGAUUUCUACAGGAAGGAGAUCGAGGUGGACUCCUCGCCGUCCGUGCUGGAGAUCCUGGACACAGCCGGGACCGAGCAGUUCGCCUCAAUGAGGGACCUUUACAUCAGGAACGGCCAGGGCUUCAUCCUGGUCUACAGUCUGGUCAACCAGCAAAGUUUUCAGGACAUAAAGCCCAUGAGGGACCAGAUCAUCAGGGUGAAACGGAUGUCCCUGAGGUAUCAGCAGGUGCCCGUGGUGCUGGUGGGGAACAAGGUGGACCUGGAAGACGAGCGGGAAGUGUCCCCGAGCGAGGGCCAGGCGCUGGCAGAGGACUGGGGCUGCCCGUUUAUGGAGACGUCGGCCAAGAGCAAGACGAUGGUGGACGAGCUGUUCGCAGAGAUCGUGCGGCAGAUGGACUUCUGCCCCCUGCCGGACCGGAGGGAGGCGUGCUGCCCCGCCUGCAGCGUGCAGUAGCAACCAAUGGUGUGAUAGCUGGGAGGGUGGAAGAGAAUCGAGUAAAAUAGAUGAAGGUAGAAGGGAAAAUCCGCUCUUUCUUAAACUGUUUUUAACUGCUUUCUGUCUUGCAAGGCUUUUCGAUCACAGGUGGGAUUUUCUUUGACAGAAACACUCGACCUCCCACUUUCAUCGCCAACUUUUUGAAUGAUAGGAGCAAAUUUACAAGGUUUCCCAAAGGCAGCACGGUGCCAAAACCAUCUUUAAAAGCCAUCGACGGAGAGGAUCUUUGUGCUCAUGGGAAACCAGCCAUAGAUCCAUGCAGGGAUGGCAGUGAACUGAACAAUUUUAUUGUCUCUUUUUGCACUUUUUGGACUUUAAAACAGUGCAAGACCAAUCACGUAGUAUCAGAACGGAUGUCAAGCAACCCCACUGUGAAGGAGUGGAACCAGGACUUAAUGUCACAGCAGGCCCGCCUAAGUCUGAAUGAAUGAAAAAGAUGUACGAAUGUUUCAAAAAGAACCUGCACCUUUGGGGAAAUUCCUCCCAAAUGUUGAAAAACUCCGGCUGCAUGAAGUCGUACUGUCACACUGACAUGGAGUACAAUCAAUCACACCCAAAGAGACCGCAUCAGUGAACCAAUCAGCCGAUCAAUCAGUCAUUUAAAAAUGUGCAGACACUCGUCUUUACACUUUACAGAUGAUACAAAUGCCUUGUUACAUUGUAUGAAGUGAACAUCAGUGUCAGUGUGUAGCUCAUUUAUGGUAAAUCACACAAGAUAUGUAAGUGGUGCAAUGUCAGAAUCACUUAUUUUCAACAAAAAAUA